Misgurnus anguillicaudatus (oriental weatherfish) is the source of this 6573-nucleotide messenger RNA. It is a transcript of the gene csrnp2, whose product is annotated as cysteine-serine-rich nuclear protein 2. Gene Ontology annotation, cellular component: nucleus. NCBI's taxonomy places the organism in Eukaryota, Metazoa, Chordata, Actinopteri, Cypriniformes, Cobitidae. The record is from RefSeq and is a predicted model, not a curated record. Gene Ontology annotation, molecular function: sequence-specific DNA binding; DNA-binding transcription factor activity, RNA polymerase II-specific. Gene Ontology annotation, biological process: regulation of transcription by RNA polymerase II.
ACUACAAUUCCCAGCAGCCGUAGCGCGACACGGCUGUGACGUCACAAGGCGUAUAUAUGGAUCCCGUGCGGCAUUCCUUACUCUAUUGUUACAUUGUAACAAACCGGGGCAGAAGAGAGGCCCGCAGGGUCCUCGGGCCGACAAGCACUACACCUAAUUUUUGUUUUUCUUUCUUUCGGUGUGGAAACAAAACGUUGCGAUUUGUCGAAACAUAGCGCCGAACACAGACACCAAUUCAAAGGGAAAAUAAACCUCGAAGGCUCGACUCUAUUUGGUCUUUUUGAAUGCGGGCAUUUUAAAGGAUCAUCUGUUUUAUUUCCAUUUUAUCCACGCCAGGAUUUUUCAAUUUUUUUGUGAAUGAGGUCCUUGUAUGCCUUCGUCUGCCCCGUUUUUUUCUUUUAAGAGCUUGACUGCAACGUUACAUACUCGCAUUGGCUUCUUGGUCGACAAACCUCCCUUUAUAAUACAAACAAAGAGUAAUAUUCAUUUUUACGAUGCUUAAAUGAUGUGGCAUCACUAUAGCUUCGUGAUCAAUCUGUUAUUUCCCCAUUGAUCCGACCAUUUCCAUGGGCUGAAGUCGCUUUUUUGUCUGUCAUCUUGUAACCUUGUGGAACACAGCUACAUAAAAGCCGAAUCUUCAAAGAAAAUAAUUAAAGCAACAGUACGAUUUAAAGGCUCUCUGUUUCUGCCUAAGUUGCCAUGGUGAUGUUUUCAGACUGUGAUUUAUAAGCAGGACUCUCAUACUGGAUGAUGGAGAAAGAAAAUGUCAAUGAUUAGACGCCGUGUUUCCAUGGAGACAGUGUUAUCUCGCGGCCUGAAGCGCAGAUUCGAGGAGGUGGACAGCGGUUCGCCGUGUUCCACACCAAAAUAUUCGGACGAUGACAUCUCCAGCAGUGACAGUGCAGAUAGCUGCGACAGUCUUAAUGCUCCCUCCAGCUCUCUCACACCUCCCUCCAUUCUUAGAAGACACAAGGCCUCUUUAGGUCGUAAACAGGUACGCUUCGACGCAGUGACGGUUUACUAUUUCUCCAGAAAGCAAGGCUUUACCAGUGUGCCCAGCCAAGGUGGCAGCUCUCUGGGCAUGGCACGGCAUCACUGCGCCAUACGCCAUUACACCCUUGGCGAGUUUGCACGAGAACAGGAGAGCAGCCACAAGCUCGUACUGCGUCAGCACCUACGACAAGAAAAACUCAACGCUCGCAAGUUAAAGCUGACGCGGAAUGGAACUGUGGAUAGUCCGGAGGCCGAGCUGCUUACACUUGACGACAUAUCGGACGAGGAUCUGGACGUGGAAAGCGUAGAUGUGGACGACUGCUUCUUCCUCCAGCCUCUCCCCACGAAGCGGCGCAGAGCACUACUGAGGGCCUCGGGGAUCGCCCGCAUAGAUGCCAGAGAGAAGGCCGAGCUGCGUGCCAUACGUCUGUCCCGUGAGGAAUGCGGCUGUGACUGCCGCUUCUACUGUGACCCUCGACACUGCGGCUGCAGCCAGGCUGGAAUCAAAUGCCAGGUUGACCGGAUGUCCUUCCCAUGCGGCUGCACCCGUGACGGUUGCGGCAACGCAGCUGGCCGAAUUGAGUUUAACCCUCUUCGUGUGCGUACACACUAUCUUCACACCAUCAUGAAGCUUGACGUGGAAAAGAGAACCCUACCUGGUGUUCGGUCAGGAGAAGACUGUGCAGAGGAGGCCGAGUUGGUCUCCUCGCCAUCUCUGUCCCUUUCUCCCUUGGACUCGGAUGUGGAAACCCAGAGUAUCCAGGACCUGCAAGAGGAACAGUGUGACAGCCUGGAACGUGAGAACGAAACGGCCGUCCUCCACCUGCAAAGCGCCGAAGAACUAGAGAGGAGGCGCGAACAAGAGGAGCAGCAGGUAGAGGAAGCGGAGACCUCCGAUCCAACUCUCUGUCUCCUGCAAGGGGCCUUGACCGGCCAGGCUGGGAUGGAGGACAUGGAGGGAGUUCUUCUAGAAGGACAUUUUCCAGAAGGUGCCACCUUGCUUUGUAUUACAGAGAACCAUGCAGAUGACCAGAGGCUGCUCAAAGACCCUGCUUCUGUCCUCUACUAUCAGGUAGGCCACAUGGAGACAGCUACCUUUGAGGCGCUUCCUGCACAAGUCGAAGAAGUGGUGAGCAACGUCGGGGAUCCAGAGCCGGAGAGCGAUCGGCAAAAACAAGAAACCUGCAGGCAGGAUUCGACCGAACGCUCGUCUGCUGAAGUACCGUCGCCUCCGGAAAGUAACCUGAACGGGGGCGAAGAGCAUCUUUGUCCAGAACAGGUCUCAAAUGACAAGGAAUGCCUUGAGACGUGCCUGGCACUGGAUGAAAAGGCAGUACAGCUUCCUCCAGAAGUGUAAAGCCUAUCACCUCUGCAGAUGUUUUGCACAAGUUAGUCAAUAAAUUGAAAGACAGCCUACUCCACACAGUGCAGUAUGUUACCAGACUGCACAAAGUUGAUUUAUUGUUAAAGAAACAAAUGAUCUACAUGAGUUUGUAUCAGAUUUAGUUGCCGAUACGCAUGUACUGUAUUCAAAAUAGGUUGUCAGUGGUAAAAUAAGUUAUUAAAAAGAAAAACAUAGGUUAAUUUAUUUAAAAAAAGAUAAAGAAACUCAAGAGAAUGGGAGAUCUUGAUUUAACAAGUGUUUUUUUUCAAUGCAGUAUCGGUUCAUUAUUUGAUACUGGUGGACAAUGUGGCCUUCAUGUUGAGGAACAAGCAUUUUCAGGAUUAACCAGUGGCUUUCUGGCAGUUCUGGCACCCUAAUGCUGCGUUCAGACCAGCUGCGGUAGAGGCGUCAAGCACGAGUGAUUUCAAUGUUAAGUCAAUGUAAAGACGCGUUGUUGCGCGUCUGGAGGUCUUGUCGCGCGAAUUGAGCGUUGCCGUGGCAAUCGCACAAGUUGAAAAAUUUUAACUUUGGCGGAAAAACGCGCCAAGUUAACCAAUCAGGAGCUUGCUCUAGUAGUGACAUGAUUACAGGAAGCGAGCAGAGUCGCAGAAGCCCCUCCCAUGACUAGAUUUUCACGCGCGGCUUUCAUGCGCGAAUGAAGCGAGUAAACUUAAAAUGUUCAAGUGGCAAACUAGACGCGGUAGAUGCGAAUUUGAUGCCUCAAACGCGGCUGGUGUGAACCCACGGUAACAAUAAAUUGGCACUGUAAGAAACAUAUAUGAUGAUGCCGAAUUCAUGUUUCAUAUAAAUUGGCGUGGUUACGAGAACAUAGUAAGUAACAGUACAAGAAACAUCCUGUGACUCAGAAAUAACAUUUUGCCACUUAUAAGUAUUGUAAUGGCAAAAAUCUGAACUUUAAUCAUUGCAACCUAGUUUUUAACUUGGAUUUAUGAGUUUGACAAAUAUGUGAAUGGUUUUCGUUACUCAGAAACUCAUAAUUACGGUAGUUUUGGCAUGAUGUGAACACACCGCAUCUGCAUAUAGUUAUAGACGGUUUCAGCGGCAACAGCAUAAACAAACGGCUUUGGUGGUGUAAACUUAACCUUCGGUAGCCUUUAGGGCUGGGCAAAAAAAAUCGAUUGUUCGAUUAAUACUUUUUUUUACGUGGUUGAUUCAAAAUUGAUUCUCAAAGGCCACAAAUCGUUAUUUUUUUCAUGUUUAUUUCUGCAAACAUUAAACGUAAGAUUAACGUUAAUCUAAUUACUAGUCUUUUCCACUAGAUGUCACCGUCUUUUUUGCCUUGAGCAAUGUUACCAAGGAGAGAGAGGCGAGCCUGUCAUUCAUUCAUUCAGUCUAUAUUCUAAUAUAAUAUAAUAAUAUAGUAUUCUAAUAUAAUAUAAUAUAAUAUAAUAUAAUUUAAUAUUCUAUAUAAUCUAUAUUCAUUGAGUUGAAUUGAGAAUCGAGUACAAAAAUCGCCUUGAACCGAAAAUCGAACCUAUAACCGAAUCGAUUUGAUAGCUUGCGAAUAGAAAUUGAAUCGAUCUGGAACAUCUGAAUCGAAACCCAGUCCUAGUAGACUUCCACAAAGAAUUAAUAACAGAGUCCAUCUAUAGUAGCUGAAAACAUUUUGAUUUUCAACUAGGUAUUUGAUCCAAAGGUCAGUUUAGCCACUAACCAAGCCGAUAAACAAACAGACUGGAAGUUAUGUCCGGGCCAAGCGCGCAGCGCGCAUGUGUCCGAUGAAACCGUCUAUUGCUAAUUCAGUGCUAACGCUAAGAGCAAUGGUUGCUCGUUUAUUUGUUUCCCUUCCUGUGAAUAGACCCAACGAUCCUGGAAAUACUUGGUUUUCAUGUACUGUAUAAGCGUUUUGCUAAGAGCUAGCAUGAAGAGUGAAAAAGCUGCUUGUUCUCUGUAUGCACGUUGAAAACUUGAUCCGUUCGAAAUUGUCGAGGUGGGUCGGGAGGCCUAAUGUGCGAGGCAUUUGCACAGCAGUUCUUUGAAGACACCGUUUCAAGCUGUAGCCUAUCGUCCCGGUGCGUGGAUGUUUAUUUAUUUACAACCGCUUUGUAUUGUGAGGGCGAGGACAAUGUGUGAUUGUGUUAGAGAAUUUGUGACAUCUACAAUCAUUGAAAAGUUUUUUUUUCAGAAGUUAAUGCACAUCGGGCCUUUAAAUAUUACAGGAGAGCUUUUUAGGUGUACUUGCGGUUUAAUGUGAAAAAGUCCUGUUUAUGGUUGAUUGUCAUGAAAGCAUAUCCUGGUCACAUUUCACCCCAAAAUGUAAAAAAAUAUUUUAUUUAAUUUUUGCAUUAAGAAAAUGAAAAUUUACAAUGUUUUCCAUCAAAUUCUCAUUACCAUAAUAUGUCAGUCCCUUUGCAUUUUAUUUUUGUAAUUAACAUUAUUCUCAAAGGUAAAUAUGAUUAAGUUUCGUAAAUUUUUUUAUUUUCAACCGUGCUUUGCGUCAAACCCGUUGGAGCCACUGGUGUAGUGGCCGACUCAAGUUUGAGUCCCAUAGUUUUUGUCGAUUAAAGAAAAUGCCCCGAAAUUACUUAAAAAAAGGGAAUUUUUAACAUUGUGCAAUACAAAAACAUUAACAUUUUCAUUAAAAAAAAAUUCUUCUAAUUUUGGGUUUAAUAUGACAUGAUCUUGACCGUUUUCAGGAAAUUCACCUCUAUGUGUUCACAACUAGUGUACCCUGUACCUUUAUUGUUUAUUGUGGGCCUGUGGGCAAGACAAAUUGAGGAAAGACUGUAUGACAUAAUGUUGACUUACUGUCACAUGGACCCUCUUGGUUUGGACCACAGUUUUAACAGGACCACGUAUACUCUUCUGUCAACAGUGCACCUUGUUUAAAAUGUCCGACCCCUCAUGUAAACUCUGUGAAAACCAUUCCCUCCUUUUCUCUGUUGUUUGCCCUUUUGGGCUUGCAUCAUACACCCCUCCUCUUCCCAUGUUAUAAAUAAUGUUAUUGCAUUUUAGAUGCCUUUUGUUAAGGUUUGUUUACACGUUUAAUGUCAAGUUCUGAUUUGAAUGCUUGCGUGAAUGAAAAAAAUUGUGUCUUCAAAUAGUAUAACAAAUUCUGUGAUGUUACUAAAUUAUUUAAACAUAAAAAACACAUGAAAACAGUCUUUUUGCGAUCUGUGCGUGUGUGUGUAUGUCAGUGUGUGAGAGAGUUUGUGAGAUUGUCAUAUUUCAAAAGGUGCUCUUAUUUUAGUUUUUACAUAUUCAUAUUAACACUAUGUACAGUUGUAUAUGUAGAGACAGAAAAAUGAAAAACUUUCAAAUGAUUAUGAAAGAAUUUGAAGUGAGCUCUUAAUGAUAUAUAUCAAUAGAGUUCCAUUUUAACAUUGCGAGUUGUCCAUCUGCUUCAGGUUUACUCACCAACAUCCUCAAGUCAAGAGUAAAAUGUAACGUUUCAUUAUGUGGUUAUUUGCUAAAAUGGAGCACAUGAAGCUAAUCCAAAUUAUUUAGCAUGAUUGUUCUAUGUAUAGCUUUUCAUUGUAAACAUUACAUAAAUCUGCAAUAAUUAAGAGCUUUGCAAAUGACCAAUCAAACAAGAAGGAUUUUUAUUGUUUUAUAUGGUUACUGUGUUUAAUGUAUUUUUACUAUGAGUUUGCCUCAUUGUUUGUUAGCAUGUCUCUAUGUAUCAGUUUUCUAAACGAUGUUAAUGUACUGACUCCAUAUGUGUGUUACUGUCUGUUAUUGUAUCAAAGACGUGGAAAAACGCCACCGUACGUUCCUACGCUCAAAUGAGUUUUAUCUGUAGCAGCGGCUUGUUUAGUAACUGAUAAAUAUUGGUGGUCUUAGGGCCUGCUAUGGACCAAAACAUGUUAGAAUCAUACAUUUCAAAAGGCUUUAUUCACUGUCUUGAUGCAAAAGUCCAGUGGUCUUACUGGGGAGAUCUGAAUGUCUCAUGCUUAAUGUGCGAAGCAACAUUGUUUGUUUUUUCAUGCCACCUUCGUUUUUGAUGUACACAGAUAUGAGACCACUACACUAACUAAAGUCCAACUUACAUUACGAUUGUAUGUGCUUAUGUUUGUGUGUGUGCGCGUGUUUAUUAGAGGUGCUUUAUUAACAAGGCUGAAUGGAGAUGAAUUCUACUGUAAGAGUGACUUAUGCUAUCUGUUGCCUACAGAUGAAAACAAAACAAAGUUUUAUAUGAAUGUGAGUAAAAUAAAAUCUAAAAUAAAUCAUGAAAA